AUGUCUGAAUAUUAUGAUCAUUAUCAUCGUUGGGAACCACUUGCGGAAUUUCAUUUCAAUAUCGAUGGAGAGGAUGAUAUUUAUGAAGAUGAAAAUUAUGUUUACUGUCUUUGUAGUAGGGCAUUCAUUAGGGAUGGCGUUAAGACCUAUUAUGUAGAUAAAGAAGAUGCGAGUGAAAGUGACAUAGAAGUUUUACGUGAUUCACAGGAGCUAGAAGACCAUUCCCAUGUUCAUUUCUCUCUUGAUACUUCAUAUAAGGUUAAAUGUGAGAAGGAUGAAGGUGCUAGUUGUUAUUGCAGUGCAUCACACACAGAUAAUUAUUGCUCUACUGAUGAGCAUGAUGCUCAGUUACAUGGCAUCACAUCUAACGCUUUACAACCCAGUGACAGUGGUGCGGAUCUUACUUACCAAGACUGCCAAUCAGAUUACACUAACCAUGAAAAAAUAGAGAAAAUGGAUCAAGAUUUUGAAACUCAAGUUAGUGAAAUUACAGAGAAUUAUCUUUCAGAAGAUACAUGGGAUAGAUUCUGGGCCAUCAAUGGCGAGAGGAUUAUUUGGGCAUCUUGGAUUAAAAAGUAUAGUGAUUACAUCAACCCCUCAUAUUUGGAUGACAAUAGUGAUUUGUUUUUGGAUGAGAAUAGCAUACCAAAGCCACAGUCUGCUGAUUCUAUUUAUACAGAGCAGAAUAAGUCUCAGCAAGUUGAAGAAAUAGAUGAAAUAAUUAGAGAAAGAAAGUUCUCUUAUGAUUCUAAAGUCAACCCAUAUAAGAAAGGAAAGCCAGAAGAAGGAAUAGAAAAAAAUGACAAAUCGAAUUACUCAACUUACAGCAAAGAGGAGGUGUGGUUGCCUUUAAGCAGAAGACGUUCCUGUUCUGAACAUGAAAGGAUUGUAAGUCCUCGAACUUUUGUUGGCACAGACUCUAUGACUAAUGUUACUAAAAUGACUCUUUCAAGUCAUGAUGUUACAUCAAGUCAUGUCACUUCUGAAUCAACAUCCACAGAUGGUUAUAGUGUUUCUUCAUCCCCAUCUGAUGACCAAUCAAAUGAUCAAACUCGGAUUGCUAAUUUAAAUGUUGAUGGAAAUAUUGAUCAAGAAUCCGAAGAGAUGGAUACUGAACAAUAUUGGCAAUUUUUAUGGAAGAAACAUUUUGGGGAACAGUAUGCUUUACAUUAUGCCAAUUAUAUUGAGUGUCAUGAAGCUCAAUGUAAAAUGUAUGAUGAAACCACAACAAAUAUAGAUGUUGCGACAGAAAAGAGAGUAUUGGAAGUAGAAUAUGAAAACAGUGAUGGCAAUUCUCAAGAAAUGGUGUCAGUUAUUGAAGUUCAAGAGCAAGUGAAUAAAAUUAAGCUAGAGGACAAAGUCUGCAAACCUAAAAAACGAAGUAAGAAAAUAAGCAAUAGAUAUAUUGGUUCAGUUGGUGUUUUAUUACAGAAUCUACUCAAAGAACAACAAAAAGAACCUGAAAUAAAUGAGGUUGUGGACGAUGGUGAUAAUAAUGAUAACAAGGAUAAGGAAGUAAUUACAGAAAAUGUUGCAGACAAAAAUACUGAAAUAUGUAAUGCACAGCCACCUUUAAGUAACAGUAACAUUCAUAAUUAUAGUUAUGAUGAUGGUGAUGAUGAUCCUCCUGACGAAAAGCCGGUAUCAUUAAAAAGGAGCCAUGAAGUUGAUGAAGAAGAAGUGUCCUCCGAAAAAAUAAAAGCGACAUUUGAAAUAAUGGGCUUUUGCUUACACUCUGAUAAUAUGCCUAAAGGGCAACUAGUUUAUAGGAAAAGAUUGGGGAGACUCCGACCACCACGUUACAAGAAAUUUGGAGCACCGAAAAAGACUUACUUUGAUGAUGACGGGAAUCCUUGUGUGGAUGUGGGUCAUGAAUAUCAAGAAGAAAGAGAAAUGCAGACAGAUGAUGAAUGUCCAGAAGUUCAAUCAGACAAUGAGAAAAUUAUACAAGAACCAAUUCAUAAUGAUGCUACUGUAGAUGUACAUGAAAAUAGUUUUGAUGUGCAAGAUAAAGUUAUAGAUGAUAAAAAUUAUGUAGAAAAAGAUAUAGUAGAGGAAGCGGCUGCUGUUGCACUACCCCCAGAUUUGGAUAAUUCACUUAGCGAUAUACAGGAAAACAAUGAAAAUGAAACAAAAUAUGCUGAUGAAGUAAUAGAAAGUACAGUUACCCAACAAGCCGAUCAAACAAAACGUCGCCGGAGACAAAAACGUUACUCGAAAUUAGAAUUCUCAGGGGAAGAAAUUGAUACUUCAGAUAUGCCUGCAGAAUUACAAGGAGAGCCGAAAAUGUUGAAAUAUUGGAAGAAGAGACACUCAUUGUUUCAUAGGUUCGAUGAAGGUAUAAAACUGGAUCGCGAGAGUUGGUUCAGCGUUACUCCAGAGAAUGUCGCGUGGCAUAUCGCCAGCAAAUUCGCUUUCGAUACGGUUGUUGAUGCCUUCUGCGGAGCCGGGGGCAACACCAUACAAUUUGCACGCACUUGCAAGAAAGUUAUAGCAAUAGACAUUGACCCGUCUAAGAUAGAAAUGGCAAAGCACAACGCUUCGGUGUACGGUGUCGAGGAUCAAAUUGAAUUCAUGGUUGGAGAUUUCUUCGAGCUAGCGCCGGAACUAACAGCUGAUAUGGUGUUCCUAAGUCCGCCUUGGGGUGGCCCCGAUUACUCGGAGAACUCUCAAUAUGAUAUAGAAACAAUGCUCAUACCAAAACCUGCCUCCGAGUUAAUGAAGGUUGCGAGGUCUAUAACAUCCAAUAUCGCAUUGUACCUACCUAGGAACACGAGAUCCGAUCAGAUUUUGUCAUUGGCUCAAGAGGCAGGUGGUUCGGUGGAAGUUGAACAGAGUUAUCUCGACAAGAGAUUUGUUGCAAUAACAGCAUAUUUUUAUUGA
Messenger RNA from Parnassius mnemosyne (clouded apollo), 2883 nucleotides. Lineage: Eukaryota; Metazoa; Arthropoda; Insecta; Lepidoptera; Papilionidae. The record is from the annotation of a GenBank genome assembly.